CCGCGCGGGGGGGUAAGGAGCCAGGGCGAAGCCAGUCCUCGACCUCACUCUUUCCGAUUCAGGCCGAGAGGCGAGUGUGACGCUGGGAUCGUGCGGUGGUGCUCUCGGCUCGCUCGACAUCCGGACCACUCCGCCGCCAUUAUGGUGAAGCUCGCCAAGAACGUUAAAAACCAACCUAAACAGAAAAAAAUGGCUCCCCCUCCUCCAAAGGAAGUGGAAGACAGCGAAGAAGAGGAUUCUUCGGAGGAGGAAGAGGAAGAGAGCAGCGAGGAGGAGGAGAUGAUCCCUCUGAAGAAAGCUGCCCCUCCAGCAAAGGCCGCUAACAAAAAGGCAGCUACCCCUGCAAAGAAGGCAGUUGCGACCCCGGCAAAGAAGGGAGCUGCUGCAACCCCAGCUAAAAAGGUGGUUGUUACUCCAGCGAAGAAAACUCCAGUCCCUGCCAAAGGAGCUAAAAACGGGAAGAACGCCAAGAAAGAAGAGAGUGAUGAUGAGGAGGAGGAAGAAGAUGAUGAUGAAGAAGAGGAAGAUAGCGAAGAGGAGGAAGAUGAGUCCGAGACGGAGCUUCCUAUGCCAGUGAAGAAGCCGGCAGCCCAAGCAGCAGCUGCAAAGAAACCCGCCACUCCAGCUGCGGCAAAGAAACAAGAGUCUGAAGAUGAGGAAGACGAUGAAGAAGAUGACGAGGAAGACGACGAAGAAGACGACUCCGAAGAGGAGCCCAUGGAUACCACCCCGGCCAAAGGGAAGAAAGCCGUUCUGGCGAAGGCUGCCCCGCUCAAAGCUGCUGCUGGCAAAGUUGCUGCAGAGGAGUCUGAGGACGAGGAGGAUGAAGAUGACGACGACGAGGAGGAAGACGAUGAUGAUGAGGAAGAGGAGGAAGAAGAGGAAGAAACACCUGGAAAGCGGAAGAAGGAAAUGGCCAAACAGAAGGGCAUCCCGGAUGCCAAGAAGAAGAAAACUGAAGAAGCCGCCUUCUCCCUCUUCAUGGGCAAUCUGAACUCUAACAAGGACUUUGAAGAACUGAAGGCCGGCAUCAGGGACUUCUUUGCCAAAAAGGACCUCCAAGUCCAAGAAGUCAGGAUCGGCAACUCAAAGAAGUUUGGCUACGCAGACUUCUGCUCAGAAGCAGAGCUGGACAAAGCGCUGAAGUUCAACGGGAAGAAAUUAAUGGGCUUGGAAAUGAAACUGGAAAGGGCAAAGAGUAAGGAGAGCCUGGAAGAGAACAAGAAACAAAGAACCGCGAGAACCAUCUUUGUGAAGAAUCUUGCCUACAGCACAACCAAGGAGGACCUACAGGAAGUCUUUGACAAUGCCAUGGAGAUCAGGCUGGUGGUGGCCAAAGAUGGGAACAGCAAAGGGAUUGCCUACAUUGAGUUUAAAUCUGAAGCAGAUGCCGAGAAAGCCAUGGAGGAGAAACAAGGAAUGGAACUCGAGGGCCGCUCCAUCUUCCUCGACUACACGAGAGAGAAAAGUCUGGCGGACGGCAGGAAAGGUCCAGAGUCCAAAACCCUUGUUGUGAACAACCUGGCAUAUGAUGCAACAGAGGAGGCUCUUCAGGAGGUGUUUGAGAAGGCGUCCUCCAUCAGGAUUCCACAGAACAACCAAGGAAGGCCUAAAGGGUACGCUUUCGUAGAGUUCCCCACGGUCGAAGAAGCCAAAGAAGCCAUGAGUUCCCACAACAACACAGAGAUCGAAGGCCGAAUAAUCCGGUUGGAGUUCAGCACCCCCGGAGGCCAAAACAGGAGCUUCAACGCCAGAGGAGGAUUUAGUCAGCAAAGCAAAACGCUCUUUGUCAAAGGCCUGUCUGAGGACACGACAGAAGAAACACUGCGAGAGUCCUUCGACGGCUCCAUCGGUGCGAGAAUCGUCACAGACAGAGACACGGGGUCAUCCAAAGGGUUCGGCUUCGUGGACUUCAGCUCGCAAGAUGCCAAGGCAGCGAAGGAAGCCAUGGAGGACGGGGAAAUCGGCAACAAAGUGACCCUUGACUUCGCCAAGCCCAAGGGCGACGGGCCCCGCGGCGGUGGCGGCUUUGGCCGCGGAGGAAGAGGCGGGCGAGGAGGAGGCGGCAGAGGGGGCUUUGGCGGCCGGGGUGGCGGAAGAGGCUUUGGAGGCCGAGGAGGCGGCUUCCGGGGAGGCCGAGGCGGCGGCGGCGACCACAAGCCCCAAGGCAAAAAGAUAAAAUUUGACGACUGAGUUGGCUCGCUGCGUCUGAAAGGACUCUGGGUUUUAAAAUUCUGUCACCCUGCAAAAUGACGGAGCCUUUUGAGGACAUUCCAAGAUGCGUUUUGCAGUCCUUCAAGAAGACCGACUUGGGAGGGGAUCCUUUCAACGAAGAAACAGCCAUUUGACUGCCUGCCACAAAUACGAUGAACUUUUUAAAAAAAGAAAAGCACAAGAGAUGUUGGGAGUUUACCCUUGUCAGUGCAUUGUCCUGAAAUUUAUAACGUUUUACCCCGCUUCCCCCCCCCCCCCCCCCAUGUAAAAAAAUUAACUUCCUUAUACAUUUCUGUAGUUCCUCCUCGUUAUUCCUUGCUGUAAAAAUGCAAAAAAAAUUGUUUAAUCACUUGUCUUGGCACACUGUGCUGGACAGAUUAAAGGGCCUAAAUGGAUUUGUGUGUGUCCUUGCAAAUUAACUUAAAUGCUGGUUUUUCUCCCCAUUUGGAGCCAGGACAAAGCACAGAAUUGGAGGAGCUGCUUUGCGCGUCCUUUUCCCGCCCUUGCGCCGCUGGAAAUGUUUCAGAGGCGUUAACUGUUUUGUAUAAUCCGGUUCCCGAUAGAUUCUUGGUUUUGUGCAUCCUCCUAACGGUGGAAAUGUCCCGCCGGAGGCACCCAGAUAUCUUCCUUUAGGUCUCCUGCGCUUGAGCUCUUUCUAGCAGAACGCAGGCAAAGGUUGACAUUAGCAGAAGUUGUACUUGUCAUGUUUAUGCUGUGUGAGAGGCUGAGUAAUUUUUAAUAAACUUCUAGGUACUCUUAAUUUUUU
Messenger RNA from Heteronotia binoei (common prickly gecko), 2980 nucleotides. RefSeq names its product nucleolin (gene NUCLEOLIN). The record is from RefSeq and is a predicted model, not a curated record. Gene Ontology annotation, cellular component: ribonucleoprotein complex; nucleus; cytoplasm. Lineage: Eukaryota; Metazoa; Chordata; Lepidosauria; Squamata; Gekkonidae. Gene Ontology annotation, molecular function: mRNA binding.